Anopheles nili is the source of this 712-nucleotide messenger RNA. RefSeq lists its product as uncharacterized. The transcript is spliced from 2 exons. NCBI's taxonomy places the organism in Eukaryota, Metazoa, Arthropoda, Insecta, Diptera, Culicidae. The coding region runs from base 83 to 712 and encodes 209 amino acids. The record is from RefSeq and is a predicted model, not a curated record.
UGAUGUUCAAUCUGAUGACGGAACUUCGAAAAGAAUCAUAAUCGCUCACAACCAUCAAGAAGCAACCUACGAAACUGAAAAUAUGAAAGAUGAUCAAAGUCUUAUAAUCGACUUAAAAAAUAUACCAAACGAGAAGCAGGAUAUAUCAUCAAAACCGGAAACAUGUGCCAACAGGACCCUUUUAAAUGCUCGUAAGCGUAAACAUUUUGCUACUAAAAUAGCGGAAAUGAAAAUGAAGCUGUCCAAAGUGAACUCUCCCACGAACAUUAAUCAAGAGAGCAGUCAUGAGACUAUGGAGUUGGAUAAUAACAGCCACCUAAUGCAGUUAGUUGACUUAAAUAGUAAUGAUAGUACGCCACAGUCCUCUUUGAUUCUGUCAACAAACAGUGGGUCAGAAGCUAACAAACUCAUCAAAAUGCAAACAUACAGAUGUAGACCGAAAUCUCCUGUCUCGUCCUCUACAAAUACUAUUGAAAUCAUUGAGCAACUGGAUGAAACAGCAUCCCAAACCAGUGAAGACUUCUCUGAGGAGAAGGAUGAUGAAAUUAGGGAAUUUAUUUUUAAAGAUGAAGAAUACGUACAAAUGCCGAAAGCUUUGUUCAACGAAAAGCUGAAUAGAUUGAAACGAAAAGUUGCAUGUUAUGAAAAUGUUAUUCAAAACAUGCGCGCAGUGCUUGAUCAAGCCCAUAUUCCCAGUUCUUUCAAUAAUUGA